This is a messenger RNA of Phytophthora nicotianae INRA-310, 378 nucleotides long. RefSeq lists its product as hypothetical. NCBI's taxonomy places the organism in Eukaryota, Oomycota, Peronosporomycetes, Peronosporales, Peronosporaceae. The transcript has a single exon. The coding region runs from base 1 to 378 and encodes 125 amino acids. The record is from RefSeq and is a predicted model, not a curated record.
AUGCCAUCUAAACCAGCAAAGCAUGGACAGGUUAAUAUGGUGAGUUUGUUCCUGCCUCAGAUCGUUGAUUCAAGUGAAGAUGAGAAAACACGUCGUGAAAUGCACAGCACGACGUGGAAAGCUCUUGACGAAGCUGCCGCUGAGGGGCAUGUGAGCGUGUUGCAUUAUGUGGUGGACUAUGCAACUGAAUGCGGGUACAUCGAGUUGUAUACUGUCAGCGGUAAAGAUGACGCUUUGGCGCUUGUAAUUGCAGGUGUGGCGCCAUAUCUACUAGGAGUUCACAAUAUUCAGUGGGACUUGGAAAGUGCCUAUGAAAAGGCUAUAGAUGGCCAACAACCAAAAUUGGCAAACCGGAUUCCUGACGCUCAGCACGGAUGA